UCACUCAAGAUGAAGCGAAAUUCCAUAAAGGAGCAGAGCAAAUACUUGCAACAAUUAUCAAAAAAUGGACAAAGGAGGAUGUCUAACAUACGCUUUAACCAUCACAAUUCUAACAUGCACACUUUCUCUAUUUUCCUUCCACCAUACAACAACAGCACAAGAAGACUUCAAAAUCCGGCAAGUCACCGACCAAAACCACCAAACAACAACCGCACACGGCGGAGACAACCAUCACAACCACAAUCAUAACUACCUUGGUACUCCAGCGGAGCAUCGGUUCAAGUCCUUCAUACAACAAUACGACAAAAAGUACACCACACGGGAAGAGUACAUACAUCGUCUUGGCGUGUUCGUUAAGAAUCUCAUAAAGGCAGCUGAACACCAAGCGUUGGAUCCUACUGCUGUGCAUGGUGUUACGCAGUUUUCCGAUUUGACAUCGGAGGAAUUUGAGAGGAUGUAUAUGGGUGUUAAAGGUGGUGGUGAUCGGAGUCCUCUGUUGGGAGAGGUUGGAUCACACGCGCCGCCGUUGGAAGUGAAGGACUUGCCGGAGAGUUUUGAUUGGAGAGAUAAAGGUGCUGUUACUGAGGUGAAAAUGCAGGGUACUUGUGGGGCAUGCUGGGCGUUUAGUACGACUGGAUCCAUUGAAGGCGCCAACUUCAUUGCCACCGGCAAGCUGCUAAACCUUAGUGAACAACAGCUUGUAGAUUGUGAUCACACGUGUGAUAAGAAGGAUAAAGAGUCUUGUAAUUCCGGAUGCAAAGGAGGCUUAAUGACAAAUGCAUACAAUUACUUAAUCGAGGCAGGAGGAAUAGAAGACGAAGAUUCUUACCCAUACACUGGCAAACGCGGUGAAUGCAAGUUUCAACCGGACAAAGUCGCUGUAAAAGUCUCCAAUUUCACCAAUAUUCCCGUCGACGAGCAACAAAUUGCUGCUUAUUUAGUCAAUCAUGGACCUCUUGCAGUCGGUUUGAACGCCGUGUUUAUGCAAACGUACAUCGGAGGUGUAUCAUGCCCAUUAAUAUGCGGAAAGAGGUGGGUUAACCAUGGAGUUUUGCUUGUCGGUUAUGGCUCGAAGGGGUUUUCAAUACUGAGAUUGAGCAACCAGCCAUACUGGAUCAUAAAGAACUCGUGGGGAAAACGAUGGGGAGAACACGGCUACUAUAAACUUUGUAGAGGACAUGGCAUGUGUGGGAUGAACACAAUGGUUUCAGCUGUUAUGACUCAAACCUCCUAAGAAGAUGAAUUAUAUAACUAGAUCUAUAGUCUCCCUGCUCCUAAACUCUUUCAAGUUAUAAAAUAAUUUGUAGUGAAGUUCUCUUCUUGAAACUUUUAGGUACAUGUCUAAAGGUUUCUUUUGUUUUAGACAUGAAAGUUGGCUUGGCCCAACAUAUACCAAUGGAUUCUAUUAUGUGGUUUUUAUUGGUUAAUUUUGUGAGAGUUUAAUGUGUGAGAUUUCUUGCUUUGUUA
Molecule: messenger RNA, 1467 nt
Organism: Capsicum annuum
Lineage: Eukaryota; Viridiplantae; Streptophyta; Magnoliopsida; Solanales; Solanaceae
Product: probable cysteine protease RD19D
Exons: 5
Coding region: 65-1234 (389 amino acids)
Cellular component (GO): lysosome
Molecular function (GO): cysteine-type endopeptidase activity
Source: RefSeq, a predicted model, not a curated record